AGUGUCAACGGAACCAUCAACUUUGUAAAAGUCAAUAGAAUUUUAAAGUGUUGAAAACUAAAACAUUUUGACUGUCAAUAGACCCAAGUUUAAAUAUCUAAGUGAAUAACAUUUCAUUGUUUAUUCGCAAAAUACAAAGUACAACAAAAGAAUCGAAAAAUACCAUCACUAGUGAACACAACUAAUCAACAACAUUUGAAAGUUUUCAAACAACAUCCCGAGUGAGACUUAUAAGGCAGAACUUUAAAAGUUCUUUUUCCGAAGAUUUCGAAUACAAUGUCGAGUGAGUUCGGGGACAUCAGGGAUGAAGACAUUCUCCGUCAAAUGUGGCAGGAGACAGACGACUUCGGCCGAAAGAAGGAGAUUCGCACUCAUAUGUACAAACUUCGUGAGGCGCGAUUAAGAGAAUUUUAUAUUAAAGAAAUGGAAUCUAAAUCACCAAUAACUAGUCGUCAUGAAGACGCCAUGGCUGAUCACAGCUUCGAAGGCUUCAAAAGCAACGAGAUUCGUGGAGUUGACAAUCCACUGAGUGACAUCAAGUUUGGACCGAUAUCUGGCAACACAGGCGGAUGGAAUGUAAUUAGCUCAUCUGAGACGUCUGACGGUGGAAAAGCUCGUACAGAAAAAAUGUUGGCUACAACCGAGGGCGUCACUGCCAUAGAUGGAGGCAAGAAAGCAUUUUCGGGUAAAAACGAAGAACUUAAAACGGAACGAUACGAUGGUGACGCAAAUAAUUUCACAUAUUCUACUGGCGAAUCGUCGAACAUGUCUCUAAGUGAAAAUAUUGUGAUGGGUGAUGAGAACAAUAAGAGAAUUGAAAACAAGUCAUCAACGGUUUCUCAUUCAAGUAAAGUCGUGCGAUCAUCAGCAAAUUCUGGCGAUGUUAUGAUUCAAGACGAUUUUCAAAAGCCAGUUCGUGAACAUGAUUUGCGAAGUUCAUCAGUAAAUUCUGAACAUUCGUCUACGACAAAAAGUCACGUAGAACAGAAAAAUGCUACAAGUACGUCAGAUAAUGUGAAACUGUCUCAAGAUUCAUCGACAGUUAAAGAAGCUUUUCGUCUUUCGAACGAACCGGGGAGAAUAAUCUCACGACAUGUUGAACGUGCUAAUCCAUCAACAAACAUGGUCAUUGAAAAGAAGGAACUUGCUGAUGGAACAAUUGUCACAACGAAACGAUAUGAAACGGUCAACUCUGAUCGUAUUAAUCAUGUUGAUCUUCAGCCUGCAAGCCGCGAUAGUCGAUCAUCAUCCGUUAGCAGCACUCACAAGAGUGACACUAAAACUCAUCAAGAUUCGAUUAACAAAACAUCACAAAAUGUUGAAACAACUUUUAAGACAUCACGUGACGAAGAAGCUUUCAGAUUAUCGCAACAGCCAGGCAAAAUUCUGUCUCGUGAUGUUGAACUGAAAGAUCCAACUACGAAAAUGAUAACUGAAAAGAAGGAGCUUCAUGAUGGAACGAUUGUCACCACGAAACGGUAUGAAAAAAUUGAUUCGUCGUCAACGAAUGUUCACGAUAAUCAAUCAACAAAAAACUUUAAAAGUGACAUAAAAUCGACAACAGAAGAGAAUCGAAAAACAUCAACAAAUGAAACUUUUAAAACAUCGCGUGAUGAAGAAGCUUUUCGUCUUGCGCAACAGCCUGGAAAAAUAAUCUUUCGUGAUGUUCAAAUGGCUAAUCCAACAACAAGAAUGAUAACUGAGAAGAAGGAGUUGACUGAUGGAACAGUCGUGACAACUAAAAGAUAUGAAUCAGUUGACAGUGACUCUCAGUCGACUAAAAGCUUCACGAAAGAACAAAAAUCUGACAACUUUUCAAAAAACUUGAGAAGUGAUUCUUCAACAACAUCGAAGACGGAAGAAGUAAGAAAAACAACACAAAAUGUUGAUCAAAAAACUGCAGAAAAUGUUAAUCAAACUUCACAAAAAUUUGAUCAGCAAACAUUUAAAACAGCUCGUGAUGAAGAAGCUUUUCGCCUUGCGCAACAACCUGGAAAAAUUAUUUCUCGUGAAGUUGAAAUGGCUAAUCCAACAACGAAAAGGAUAACUGAAAAGAAGGAGUUAACUGAUGGAACGAUCGUCACUACGAAACGCUACGAAACUAUUGACAGUGACACUCAAUCAGUUAAAAGCUUCAAAGAAGAAAAUAAUUCCGAUGACUUCUCAAAAAACUUGAGAAAUGAAUCGAUAACAACACGAAACGUUAAAGAAACUUUCAAGACAGCUCGUGAUGAAGAAGCUUUUCGUCUUGCUCAACAGCCUGGAAAAAUAAUUUCUCGUGAAGUUGAGAUUACAAAUCCAACAACGAAGCGAAUAACCGAGAAGAAGGAAUUAACUGAUGGAACUAUUGUUACAACAAAGCGUUAUGAAACUAUUGAUAGCGACACUCAAUCAGUUAAAAGCUUCAAGGAAGAAAAUACUUCCGAUAAUUUCACUAAAAAUUUGAGAAAUGAUUCAACAACAACACGAAACGUUAAAGAAACUUCCAAGGCACCACGAGAUGAUGCACCUGCUCGACUUUCUGAUCAGCCUGCUAAAGUUAUUUCACGAAAUGUUGAGAUGACGAAUCCAACAACAAGAACGACAACUGAAAAGAAAGAACUUCAUGAUGGCACAAUUGUCACAACUAAACGCAUCGAAACUAUUGAUAGCGACACUCAAUCUGUUAAAAGCUUCAGAGAAGAAAAUACUUUUGAUAAUUUUGCAAAGAAUUUGAGAAAAGAUUCAACAACAAAGAAAGAAGACAUCAGGAAAGUUGACAAAACUUAUGACAAUUUGAAAUCGUCUAAUCAAACUUUCAAAACACCACGAGAUGAAGAAGCUUUCCGUCUUGCCCAACAACCAGGCAAAGUUCUUUCUCGAGAUGUUGAAAUGACAAAUACAACAACAAGAAUGAUUACUGAGAAGAAAGAAUUAACUGAUGGAACGAUUGUCACCACAAAGCGGUUCGAAAAUGUUAACGAACCUAAUGAACCUGCUGCAAAGAACGUUCCUCGUGAUAAUGUUGAGCCUCGAAAUGUCAGAAAAACUUUUACUGAUUCAAAUGCUUUCGACACAGAUGACAAGAAUACAGAACGUGAAAUAGUUGAAGAAACAGUCACAAGAAAAGUCUUUGAUACAUCUUGCAAGUGCCCUGAAGAUCACAAGCCUAAUAAUCGUGAAUUUAUUAAUAAAGAAAGAAAUGAUGAUCAUUACGAUAUGACAUCAGAAAUCAUAAGCAACGUUGACAAUCGUCGCCAAACUAAGAAGCAGAAUUUAACUGAAGUUGAAAAGAACCGUGAAGAAUUAAUGACACGAGAAGAAGCUCGAAGAGUCGAACAAAGAAGAAUUGAAGAACAAAUUAAACGGCAAGAACAAAAACGAAUCACAAAAGAUUUGGAAGUUGAUUCAGCUCAUCGUGCUUUUGCAAGUUCUUUGCGUUGUGUUACGCCACCAAAUGAAAGAGUUGCUACUCCAAAUGUUCCAAGAAUGGAUUACAGAACAACUCGAAGUCCAUCUCAUGAAACAACGACGAGUAAAAUCAGCACUUCAACUGUAACAUUGAGAAAGUCUUCCAUUGAUCGACCAUCUCCAAGACCACUGUCAUCUGAACAGCCUUCAAAACCUAAUAAAAAGACAACGCCAGAAUCUCGUAAACCAACUACACAAACUGUUGAAACUAUCGAGAUUGACACAAGAAAUAAGAAACGCCCAGUUAGUCCACAAAAGGUUGUUCAACCACGUACAACAUCGCCGAAUAAAUUGCCACAAAAAUCUCAACCGAAAAAGCUUUUCACUGAUGAUUCGCCAAAAAUAUUGCGUGAAACUUCACCACAAAAGCAGCAAAAGCCUAAGGGAAGUGUCACUCGCGAUGUUCCAUCGAAGUCACGUCCAAGUUCAAAUGAAUCUUCACCAAGGGCAACAUCGCCACAGAAAUCGUCUCCAAAUUCUGGUUCUGCAUCUCCACGUGGAGUUUCACCACAAAAGUAUCCAACAUCAUCAAGAGAUUCUUCUCCUUCUAAACCAUAUGUUGAAACCACAAGAACCACAAAACCUAAAGAUUCUGAUGAUGAAUUGAUGACGACCACAAUCACAAUUGACAACAAAGAUACGAAAUUCAGAGAUGAUUUGAGAAUCACUCAAACAGUUGAUUCUAAAAACAUUUCAGCCACGACGAGUGUGAGUGACUUAGAAUUUAUCUCUGCAAAUGAUCGUCGUUUAUUAACUGAUUUGGAUUCAGAAGAUAAUCUUCAGAUUAAGAUUGAUGUUGCAAACUUGAAAGAUGAUGAUUUAAAGAUCAAAACGACAAUUCGUGAAGUUGAUAGAAAAUCUCCAUCAAAACCGGAUGACAAUGACAAGAAGAUUUUCCAACGACGUGAAACGUUUGAAGAACGUGCCAGUAAGUUGAUUGGUGUCACUCCUGAGUCACCUUCUAGAGAUGUUCCAAGUUAUUUGAAGCCAACUUUCUCAAGCCUACCAGCAACUGAUCGCAAUGUCACUGAAGUUGUUGGACGUAAAACGAAAGAUAAUCAAGAAAUUGAAAGAACUCAAAGAAAAUCUGUGACAACUGAGUCUGAAGAUUUUAUUACUCGAGAGAAGAAUGAAACACGAAGAACAACUCACACUUACUCGUCACCAGAUCAAAGCCCAACACGCAACUAUUCGAAGCCGACAACUCCAAAGGACGAAACACGAAGACCAACUCACACUUACUCGUCGCCAGAUCAAAGCCCAACACGGAGCUAUUCGAAGCCGACAACUCCAAAGGAUGAAACACGAAGACCAACUCACACUUACUCGUCGCCAGAUCAAAGCCCAACACGCAACUAUUCGAAACCAACAACUCCAAAGGACGAAACACGAAGAACAACUCACACUUACUCGUCGCCAGAUCAAAGCCCAACACGCAACUAUUCGAAACCAACAACUCCAAAGGACGAAACACGAAGACCAACUCACACUUACUCGUCGCCAGAUCAAAGCCCAACACGCAACUAUUCGAAACCAACAACUCCAAAGGACGAAACACGAAGACCAACUCACACUUACUCGUCGCCAGAUCAAAGCCCAACACGCAGCUAUUCGAAACCAACAAGUCAGAAGCCUUCCGAAACCAAGAAACCUUAUGAACGACCGAAUGAAAAAGGCGAUUUAACUAACGUUCCUGAUACUAAAACAACUAAACCAUCGACGACUCGAACUUCGAGUCCCGAUAAGAAGAAGCCGUCGUCCGUUGAUUCACCGACAAGAACGAGUCAAAGAUUUGUUAAUGAAACAAAAACAACUCGACGUGUUACGACAGAAGAUGAAGAUCGAAGUCCAGUCCGACCAGAAUCUCAAACUCCAGCUGGAAAACCGUCACGUGUUGUUACAAAUAAGACAACAAAAACUUUCAUUGAAACCACGAGAACUUCAAAAGCUUCUCCAACAAAUCGUUUAGUGAAAAGACCAACAGAUAUUUCAACAACUGAUCAAGAUUCUGAUGUUGAAACUGAAGAAAAUUUAAUCAAGAAUAUUGAUAAAUCGACUUCAAAAACAACACGCAAGAAGUUGAUUCAAGGUCGAAAAGAUUCAGCACCAGUCACGCGAACAACAACAAGAAGUGACAAAGAGAAAGUUUCGCGAUCAAACACUGACACUGUCAUUAGAACUGACACGACAACAAGCAGCAAGAAGACAAGCAACAUUCAAGCGAGAAAAGAUUCUGUUCGACCAUCGAAAGUUAUCACAACAAAAACGACUAAUGUCAACACCAUCAACUCCAACACAUUGGAUGAUGUUUUGAUUGAUAUCCAACAAGCGAAAUCAUCACGCGAAGCUUCUCCAAAUAAAAUGAUUCCAACUCCCGUUCAUCCUGAUGAAGAUAUUAAUGGAGAUCAAAUGAUUUAUCCUGAUAAAGUCACUGAACCAGACGACUUCAAAAGGCAAGCACCGAAAGUGAAAAACAUUCCAAUUUUCGAAGAGAAAACAAAGAAGUUUGUUGGAAUUGAGAUCACGGAAGUUGGCACAGAUCAAAGUCGAAUAAUUUUAGAAGAGGAAGAACAUGAAGAUCGUGAAGUGAUUAAUUCAUCAAUUUUGGAACGAGCAGAUCGGAAGAGAAACUCAAUUCAAAUUGAUCCAAUUGACGAUGAAGAUGACGACGAUGAUCAUACACAUCUGUUGAGUGUUUCUCAAAAAGUCCACAAGUUCAUUGAAACUGCUGAAGAGUUGAAAAAACCGAAAACUUCAGCGCCUUUUAAGAGUGAUGAUGUGAAGCUUGAAGAUGUUUCAGAACCUGAAGAUGAUUCUAGAUUGACUGUUAAUCGUAAAGUGACAAAAUUCUCUACAACAAACGAUGAACUUUCAAGUAAAGAAUUAUUAAAAUCAAGAAAAACAAUUCGCGAAACUGUAACAACGUCAUAUGAUGAAGUUGAUGAAAAUUUGAGAGAUGAUGAAUGCUUGUUGAGUGUAACUGACAAAGUCAACAAGUUUAUAACAUCCGCUGAGAAGUUGGUAUCAUCUUCGCCUCAAAAGUCGCCUGAACUUGUCAAGAAUAUUAUGAAAACUUCAACAAAGUCUUCAAGAUCAAAUGACGAAGAUAUUAAUGAAUCGUUUUUAACACGUGAGAAAGUUUCAACACUUUCACGAGGUGAUCGAAGCGACAGCAAAUCAACUGUUAAGAGUGAGAAUUCUGAUAUCACUUUGAAGAGUACAGAAGCGAUUAAAAGAGCUCGAGCAGUUUUUGAGACCAACACAGCAUCGCGUGAUGUGAAACGACAUGAUGACAUCAUGUCUCGGCCAUCAGUGUUUGAUGCAAAACGAACUCCAACAUCUGAUCGAAAAUCUUAUACAGAAACUGCCACGACUCGUUCGACAACAUCUCGUGAAAAAUCUCCAUCAAGAGAACGUCACUCGCCUUACAAAGAUUAUGAUUCAAAGUCUCCAUCUCCAUCUUCACCACGUCGUGGAUCAUCGGAAAGAACGCCAGCAUACAUGCGUGAUCAAGUGUCGACGAAGAAAGAACUUUUCGAGAAGCGAAUUUCGUCAUCACGCUUGGAGAACGACAUGUCGCAUCAGAAGUCAAUUUCGCCACAACACUCUGUUAAUGAGAGAAGUUAUCGUUCAGAAUCUGAAGAACGUCAUCAGAGAACAAGAAAAGUUUCAUCUGAUAAGCAUUACAUGAGUCACACCGUUGCAUCACUUGAACAUGUCAACACUGAGCGAAGAGAUUCAGAACUGGAGAGAACUUCACGUCAUGAAUCAAAUAGCGGCAGUCGAAGAGAUUCUGUAACGAGGACACCAACAAAGUUUCACAGAAAUAUUUCCGAAUCAACAAACGAUUCAGCUGCAAUGGAAUCACCAAGAACACCCACAAAGUUCGGUGUUGAAUUGAAGCGAACUGAUUCCGGAAAACAUGUUCAAACACGUAAAGUGAGCGCAGGUGGUGAAACAAUAAACGUUGAAGAAAUCUUUGACUUGGAUGAAUUGGAACGAUUGUUAGAAAUUGUCGUUGGUUACGAGCAAAGAAGAAGAAUUCGAGCACAGAUUCGUUUAGUCAGAAAAAUAAUAAGCGAAAGAGAAAUGAACAAUGAAAUUAAAACUUCAACAAAGACAACUAGAGCAAGGAAUGCAUCUCCAUCCCGGAAAGAAACGACAACAAAAGUCUCACAAAGAUUCGUUGAAAGUCCCGAGAAAAUUCCCCGUGAACGUAUUGAGAAAAUUGUCACAACAACAACGACAACAAGAAUUUCCGGAAGUGACAAACCUCGUGACGUUGUAACAACAAAAUCAACAAAAGUCUUCGACAAAGGAUCAGCGCCACGUUCCGUUAUUGAAAGCUUGAAUAAGACAGGCAAAGUCAAGUCAGAAAAUGUGGUGAAAACGACGAGAAAAACUUCUGCAACCAGCAGCGCAUUGAAAACGAAUACAACUCGUGAGUCACGUGUUGAUGGCGUUGAUUCUGUGACUUCAUCUUAUGGUGUCGGCCCAACAGAUUCAAACGGACUUCCCUUGUUCGGAUUGAAAGCUUUGAAGAAGAAAACUCCAACAACAACAAAAGAAAGUAAAACAACUGGAUCCACCUACACUGAAGUUUCAUAUUCAGAAAAUGGACGACCAGCAACUGUCGAACGAAAAACUACUCGCUAUUCAACAGAUCCGUCAGAUUUUGAUAAUAAACUUGAUUCGGAUUACAAGAAAGGUGAACGAAAAGGUUCACGUGGUGGAAUGUAUAGCGUUACGAAAACUGAAAAAUUUGUUGAUGAUGGAACGACACCAUCAUCAAAAGUUAUUCGACGUGGGUCAGUAAAAGAAUUAAAGGAGAAAUUUGUGAGAAAAGAUUCAUCAUCGAAAGUCACUGAAAGUUCAUCUUCGAAAAAGGAAACGAAACGAUCUUCAGUCGACCAUCGUGAUUCUGAAAGUGAGAAUGAAACUUACAGAAUCUCGAGACAAUACAGAUCGUCAUCAAGAGACAGCAAAACAUUUUUAAACAGCGAGAAGAAAGCAUCAAAUGUGCAAGAAGUGAUGAGUUAUAUGAAGAAUGCUGAUCGUGUUCGUGUUGAUGGCGACACAAAAGAAGAUGCAGAAUCUCGAGCACUUUUGAAUAAAUUCCUUGGUGCAUCUGCCCUUAUGACAAGCAUUGAAAACAAUUCGGGAUUGUCAAAAGAAUUUUUGUCAACUGGAGGAAAGACGGCGAAGAAUCAACGCACACCUUCUGGAUCAAAAGUAACGAAGACAGUCACAUCGUAUUCAACUGCUAAAUCUUACGAUAUCAACGACAUUUGGGACGCUGAUUUAUUGAGGAAACUUUUGGAAGCCACAACAAACUACGAAGAUCGUCGCAAAAUCCGCGCCCGUUUACGUCAAGUCAUGGCCGAUAAAGAAGUUUGCGCUGAAGUUGUCAACCAAUUGACGACUGAAUUGGAAGGAGAAAGCAUCGCUGUUGAAAGCAGUGAAGAAAAGAAAGAAGAGGGUGAGUCUCUACUACUUCCGCUUAUCCAAGGCAUCCUUCAAAAUCCAAAAUAUCAAAACCUAUCGGCGCGUCAAUUAUUAAGCUUAAAUUUAAGUAAAACAAUCGCCCAAAAAUCGGGUUUGUUGCCUUCUUGCUCUAAAAUGAAUAGUGAACAUAAUCAAUUUAAUGACGGUCAUCGUUUAGGAAAUGAUUAUUUACCAAUAGAAGACUCAGGUACUGAAAGCGGUGAAGAUUUGCGUUUAUUAGCUGCUGGACUGCAAUCAAGCUUCUCUAACAUGGAAGCAGCAGCUGAACUUUCGAAGGAUUCUCUGGAACAAGAACAAGUUGAAGGUGGAAGUUGUAAAGCUAAAAACGAUUCAUUAGCUGCUGGGUUGUUAAUGGAAGUGACAACAGCAUUGGCACGACUUCAAAUUUCAAUUAAUAAAGGAGAAAUAGAAUUGGAAGAGUCGAAGAAAACUUCACUUUUGUCACUUGUCGAUCGUUUGCAACGUGGUUUGAUUUCACCUGAGAAGAUCGUUGAUUCAAAUACCGAAACCGGCACUUCGGGUGGUUUGCUUGGACAAUCUUCUUUAGAAGGUGUGCAGGAUGUUGGAAGUGAUAGACGAUCAUCAUGUGGUGGUGUUAAUAGAUUUGCUAAACGCAGAAAUCGCGUCAAUCGACACACUGUUGGUGUAACAAGAGAAGAAUUAGCUGAUGCUAGAAGAAUUAUUGAAGAACUUGAACUUAUUGGCAUUCAUAAUGCAGCGACCACGAAUCAAAAUUUAAUUAACAAUAAACCAAAGAUUACAGCGACAGUCGUCAAUUCAAAGCCUGGCGUUUAUAACGCAAUUUUGACGAGACAAAUCUCUGAGCCAAUAACACUUUUACGUCCAAGUCAUUUUGUUCCUAAAGAAACGUCAAAAGUCGGCGAUGUUCUUAAUAAACCGAAAUAUAAAUUAUUUAAGCAAUCAAUAAGUCUGGAUCAACCAACAUCAAUCUUGAAGAAUUCUGCAAAUACUGAAACGACAUCAAAAAUUGAAGAUCAACAGCCAAUGCCCCUUUUUAAGAAAUUUUCACUUCAACGCAAUUUGAGCGGAUCGAACAAUAAAUUUGCAAUCAACAAUCACAAAGACGAAGAUGAUGAACCGACUGAUGAGUCAUCGUCAAGUGAUGAUGAAGACGAAGUGAUAAACACGAAAUUUUACAAUCACAAUGCAGCUGGUGCGAAGUUCAAGGCGAAGGAAAAUUACUUGAAGAAUCAACAAACGGAAGAACGAUCAUUUAAUUACAGUUCGGGUGAUGAGACGAGCGCACCAGGUCCUCGUGUUUCGAAAUAUACAAGUAAGAAGAUGAAAAUGAAGCGUGCAAACACAAUUGAUCUUCCAAAGUCUUUUAGUUUUGUUAACACAUUUGAUUUGAGUGAUAAAGAAUGUUCCGAUAGUGAAACAACGACAAGAAGUUCUUAUCAUAAUCGUGGCAUGACAAAUGCAGGAUUAAGAACAACAAUCACUGGUGGUGUUGCUGCUAAUAAUCUUCCACCAAAGUUCACACCGAAAACUGAAAAUGAUAAAAAGUUUCUCGCUUUCAUUCAAAAGCAAACGACAGAAAUCACUCCGACUUAUGUCAAUCCAAGUACCACUCGUACCUCUCAAAAAACACCAAAUUGGAGGAACAAGUUUGGUAAUUUGAAGCAUAAAUUUGAACAGGAAGAUCCACAACCAAAGCCAAUCAAAGCACCAGCAGUUAAUGCAGCAGCAAACUUUUGGAAAAAUGUUGAAAAAGAAAAGCCGAGCGCAAAGGUGUCUCCAAUGCCACCAGUCGCACCACAGCCUUUUGUUAAAUCUCUUCCCAUUGUGAGUGAUAAAUUUCCAUGGAAAAACAAUGCAAAUGAAAGAAAAAUUGAUGAAGUGAAACCAACGACAAAGAAAACGCUUGUUGAGAAGUUUUUACCUAAAGAGCAACCGCCAGUGGAAGUUCAUCGGAUUAUUCCCGAGCCAAAGAAACUUCCUGCUUUGAAACCUUCGAACGUCAACAACUUCUCACAUGCUCCAAUGUCAGCAUUUAAACCGCCAAUCUCAAGAAAACUUUCAAACUCUUUCAAACCUAUCAACAUGACUGAAGAUGUUGUUCGAAAUCCUUUGCAACAAUUUUCUAAUGGAAUUGUUAAGCAACUCGCUGAAACGGGUUACAAUGCAAAUGGUAAUCCAGCACCAAUAUCAAGGAAAAUUAUUCUUAGUUCUCCAACACGUUCAAUCGCUGAUCAGUCUUUUGUGAAGGUUACAAAACAACCAGAAAAAGUUGAACAAGCAAAGCCUGUGCCAUGGGCUGGCAACACAAAAUCCGAUCGUGUGUUGAACCUUGCAGCAGCAAAAUUCGAACAAGGAGUUCCAACAGUUCACAUGGGAGCAGUUUUACCAGCAUCUGCACCUGAACCUGUGGUUAAAUAUCGCAAUAAUCCUUUGUAUAGUGGAACACCAGAAAAACGUUCGUCGUUGCCACCAAAUGCUUCUUAUGCAACUUUUGAUGUGACUUUUGAAUCAAAACCAAUUUCAAUGAUCAAUAAAACAGUGAAAGUUGUUCGAAAGGAAGCAACAUUUGUCAUCACUGACUUUACUCAACCAACUUCAGUAUCAACUUAUGCACCAGCAAUAACAGAAAGCAUUACGAGACCAAAGUUUGAUCGACAAGAUUCAUUGACAAAUCCAGCACAAGAACCUCUCGUUUUAACAUGCAAUCGAACUGUUUACAGUCCAAAUGAAAAGCCUAAAAUUAUGGAACUUUACGAGAUUCCAACACCAAAGUCAUCACAACUCUCCAGUGAUGCUUCAAUUGCUUCAAUUUGUGAUGACAUCGAGAAUGAGUUGCAAGGUCUGAGUGACACUGUUGAAUGUAAAGCGGCAGUAACGCGUGUGAUGAAAGGUCCAGUGGCACAAACUGCUUACACACAAAGCUCAGAAUUAACAAGCUUAAGUGAUCAAAACAAAGAGAAUUCGAUGAUGAAAAGUCUUCAUGAUUCACUUAAGAAAUUGUCACAGAAAAGUCCAACACCGGAGAAGCGACAAAUUUUAUCAAAAGAAUCGUCAAGCUCAUCAAUUGAGAGGAAAGUUUCACCAUAUAAAUCACCAACUCACAGCGAAUCUCGAUUGUCACAAGACUCGUCAAAUUCAUCAAUUGAUUUGAAACUUCCACCUAUAAAGAUUCCAAUCCCAGCUGUGCCGGAAACUGCAUACAGCAUCACGUACACGUCUCCACCUAAAAUACAAGUGAAAUCACCAUCAACUGAUCCACCACCACAUGUAAUUUUUAAUAACGUGGCACAAGUUCAACAUACUCAGGGUUUGCAAAAAGCACGUUCGUCACAUAUGUUGGCAAUUCCAAAGCCAACAGAUCCCGCAAUUCCACCUCCAACAAUGUACGGUGCUACACCGAAUCAAGUCAUGGCGAAGCAAACCAAAGUUCAAUCUUAUUUUGGACCUAAAAGAGCAGAAAGUUUAGCUAUUCGAUCAAAAGCACAAGUUACAUCACACGUCAAACCGAUGUCCUUCAAUUCCGGAUCACAAACGUCAACCGUUUCUAGGAAAAUUUCUAUGUUCACUCAACCAGUUUCAAAACCCGUUCAGCCAGCUCUUUUUUCUCUUUCACGAAGCAAAACACUUCCUUCGCUGGCAAAUGUUCAACUCUUAGAUGAGAGCAAUAUCGACGAUGCAUUUGAAGAGCUUCUUAGCUCAACGAACUUAUAAAAAAUUCGAAAAACAUGUGCCAAACUUCGACAGCAUGUUGCGUGUAUAUUUCGGUUAAGCUUUUAUUUGACUUUAUUUGUGCAGAAGCGUUUAACGUUUCUGAGAAAAAAGAUUUUUCCAAGACAAAGGAAAAUCUUCAUUGGAAAAGAACUUUUUUUUUGUGACUGUGACUGAUGCACACACGUGGAUCAGCGUGAUGGAACAAGAUGUUGAAACAUUCCAUGAACUUUUAACUACGAAAGAAAAUUUUUGUGUCUUUUUGUUAUCAGCAAUGAUUGCUGAUUAAAAGCUAUUGAAAGAAGGAAGAAAAAAAAACUUCAAUUAACAAAUAACCAAAACAUAUUAAAGAAGGAAGCAAAGCAUGUUUCUACUAACUGCUGUAAACUUACGACAACAACUUUGAUGAAGUUUUCUGUGAGAGAUGAGAAAACAUAACAUGAGAUUUCAUGUGAAACGUGACAAGGUCGUGAUAGAUUUUGGCUUAAAGUAUUCAAGAAAAUAUUAUGUAACAGAUGAUGAAAUUGGUUUAAUCGAGCAUAAGCUUAGUAACUCAUCCAACUUCUAUUGAUGUGAUGGCAGCUUUCAUUGUAAAUAGAGAAGAAUGGAGAACGAAAACGAGAAAUUCUUUAGAAUAGACGCAGGAAACUAUCAAUAACUUACUUCAAGCCAUUUCACAUGAACUCAGACAAAUGAAAAUUAAACUAUGACAAAGACCAGUUCGGAAGUGCAACAACAAGGAGAUCGAAUCAUUAAAACGACAACCACAGAAGUUAUAACAAAAUCAGCAAUGCAACCACAACAAAAAAUGUCACCCUUUGCAAAAUUCCGUCAACUUGAUCGACAGAACUCAUUGCCAAACCCGAAAACUCCAACAACUCCGACCACACCUGGCGGCUCGAAGGUAGUUGGCCGUCCUUUGUUUGUCUUCACCGAUCCAAACAUGGCCAAUCGGGCUUUAACUGCCAAGGAUUCCUUGCUUUUGUGGUGCCAGACGAAAACCUUUGGAUAUGAGAACGUCAACAUAGAAAAUUUCUCAACUUCUUGGUCAGAUGGAUUAGCCUUCUGCGCACUCAUACAUCACUAUUUACCAGAUGCAUUUGAUUUCAGUAAAUUGACACCAAAAGAUAGACGACAUAAUUUCACAUUAGCAUUCCGUGUUGCCGACGAAAAAGCAGGAAUUGCUCCACUUCUCGACGUUGAUGACAUGGUGAUGUACAAAAAGCCCGACUGGAAGUGCGUCUUUUGUUACGUCCAAUCGAUUUAUCGUCGCUUCAGAAAUGAAGAUUGAGAAGAAACAAAAUCUUGUCUCUUGGAUGUCAUCAAAAAAACAUUUUUUUUUAUUUUCGACAAAACUUUUUAGAUUUUAAAUUUAAAUUUGUAUUUUUAGUCGUCAAGUCAAAGUUUCAUUUGUAAAAAGUCGCAAAUCAACAGUCUCGAUAAUUUAUUUCCUUUUUAUUUUUGUUUAAUAAUGUUUAUUGUGAUGUUUUAAAAGUCUAGAGAUUGUAACAUUGUGAAUUUGAUCCAUCUGACGAAGUUUUCUCGCCAACUUUAAAUGUGGUUGUUGUCAUAAGCCAACGCAACUUUUUUUCAUUCAUUUUUCUCACAUCUCCCAAUAUAUUUUUAAUUAUUAUUAUUGCUAUUAUUAUUAUUAUUUUUAUUCUCAUUGUGAAAAAUCUGAUGAAUAAAUUCAGAUGGUGAAGGAUUUUAAUUCUUUUUAUCUAACAUGAAAUUUUUUUAAAGAAAAUGAACUCUGAUUGCAAUAUGAUAAAGCAAAUCACAGAAAGAAGAUAAAAAUGUGAAAACAAAACUAACCAUAUUAUCUAACGUCUAAAAACAUUAAAAUUUUUAUAACUACCGGACUAAUUGCAAAGCAAAGCAAAGCAUUAAUAUUGUUAUGAUGAUUAUACGAGCAAUAAAAUGUGUAAAAAUAAAAGUUUCUUUAUGAUUAAAAAAAGUGAAA
Messenger RNA from Clunio marinus, 14608 nucleotides. The record is from the annotation of a GenBank genome assembly. Lineage: Eukaryota; Metazoa; Arthropoda; Insecta; Diptera; Chironomidae.